CAAAGCCAAAAUGAAAUUGAUAAUACUUGUCACCAUUGAGCUAAUUUUGCUGCUAGGAGUCCAAGCCAUGCCUUCAAAUCGCCUGUCAUGCUACAGAAAGACACUGAUAGAUCGCAACUGUCACAACCUUCCAGAAGGAGUAGCUGACCUGACACAGAUUGACAUAAAUAUCCAGGAUCAUUUCUGGGAUGGGAAGGGAUGUGAGAUGAUCUGUUACUGCAAUUUCAGCGAAUUGCUCUGCUGCCCAAAAGAUGUCUUCUUUGGACCAAAGAUCUCUUUUGUCAUCCCUUGCAACAAUCACUGAGAAUCUUCAUGUGUUCCCGAACACCAUCCCUAAUUUCUCACAAGCUAUACUACAUCAGCAUAACUGCAUCUCUGAUUUCUGUCUAGUAUAAUAAAGCACAGAUUCCAUAAAGCCUUACUCAUCCAAGACAAGUAACCCUGUAUGAAAUAAGCAAUAAAAAUUAAUUCAUUAAUUUUUCUCUGUGGUCAUUCACAGCACUGAUCAAAAUUUUUCCUUAGAGAAUUUUCAUUUAUGAGGUAUUCACCCCACUCAGCA
Castor canadensis (American beaver) is the source of this 559-nucleotide messenger RNA. The record is from RefSeq and is a predicted model, not a curated record. NCBI's taxonomy places the organism in Eukaryota, Metazoa, Chordata, Mammalia, Rodentia, Castoridae.